Penicillium daleae is the source of this 744-nucleotide messenger RNA. RefSeq lists its product as uncharacterized. The record is from RefSeq and is a predicted model, not a curated record. The transcript is spliced from 2 exons. The coding region runs from base 1 to 744 and encodes 247 amino acids. NCBI's taxonomy places the organism in Eukaryota, Fungi, Ascomycota, Eurotiomycetes, Eurotiales, Aspergillaceae.
AUGGAAGCCGUUAGCAAAGUCGUCAGUGCAGCCACAGCCGCCCUGUGGGGUGAUGGUAGUACAGUCCAGCAGGAGUCUACACCACACGGCGAAGAACCUAUUGCCGGUGUCCAAGGAUCCGGUAACCCCAAUGACCCAUAUGACGCUGGUAAUCGCGAGGAACAACCAGGAGCACCGGUCUCAGAAGGAAACACCGCCCCGCAAGAGCCUCGACUUGACGGCGCAAAGACAGAUCCCACUCGCAAAGACCUACUCGCGGAUGUAAACACCGACGACGUCGAUAUCACAAAGACUGCUCCUACUGCACCCAUCACUGCACCACCCACUCUAACAUCCCCGGCUCUCUCCCCGGUCCCCGUCGCAGGCGUAGCAUCAAGCUCGAUACCAGCCGAAGCCGGCGGAAGCAGCGCAGUCACCAGCGAACCCAAGACCGAGCAGCGCAGCACUGAAAGCACCGCGGGCCAGAGCAGCCAAGACGCCCCUACCACUGACCACCACGAGGUGAGCGAGGAGGCGUUGAAGGGUCCACAGGGUCCUGCGCCGGUUCCUGCGGAGGAAUUUGAGAAAGAGGCCAAGGGGGUGAAGAGUGCAAAGAUGGAGGGUGGGUCUGUGGAGAAUGGAUUGUCGAAGAGUGCGGAUAAGUCUUCGCAGGGAAGUGGGAAUGGAAAGCAUAGCCCGUUGCAUAAGAUGAAGGAGAAGUUGAGCAAGGUUGCGCAUCCUCGUCAUGGUAGCAAUAAGGCUUAG